AUGGAUGAUUCAGAAGGUACCCCGUCAUUUCUUGUUCAACGUCGAUCGAAAAAAAAUCGUCAAACAAAAACUCAAUUGGUUUUUGAUGAACAAGCACGAAAAGAUUAUCUUAAAGGUUUUCAUAAGCGAAAACAAGAGAGACGUGAACGAGCACAAAAAGAACUUGAAGAUGAAAUAAAAAGUGAUUUAAAAACUUUAAGACAAAAACGACGUGAAGAUAUGAAAAAAAGACAUGAAGCAUUAGGUUUACUUGAUACAGUUGAAAAUAAUACAAAAAAACGAGUCAUUGAAUUAAAAAAUCAUACAAUUGAAAUUGCUGAAAUUGAUGAUCAAUUAAUCUCAAAUUCUGGUUUAACUAUGGGUCAUAAUCAAAUAAAUAAUAAUGAAAUAGAUGAAGAAAAUGAUGAUGAUACUAACAAAAGCAAUAUGAAGUUAUCAUCAAAAAAGACGACAAAAAUGAAGAUGCCAUUAUCAAAAAAAAUGUCUAAACUACAAAAUAUGAAAGCCACGCCCUCAAAGAAAAAAGGGCAUCAGACUAAUAAAGAGAAACCAAGUAAACCAAGAAAACCACGACGUACAUCGAAUAAACUUGGUAAAAAGGGUGGAAUUCAAACACCAUCGAAAACGAAGAGAACUCGAAAAUAA
Molecule: messenger RNA, 645 nt
Organism: Adineta steineri
Lineage: Eukaryota; Metazoa; Rotifera; Eurotatoria; Adinetida; Adinetidae
Source: the annotation of a GenBank genome assembly